GAGCGGAGCAGCAGGUGGCGCUGUGCUCUGGCCGCACUGCGCAUGCUCAGGAGGCUCACAAUGGCACAGACCGGAGAGAAGAGGAAGCGGGAGGAUGAGGCGGACAAUGGCGGCGCCGGGGAUGGGGAGAACUCGGUGGGAGGAGAGCACCCUCUUCCCGGCUUCCGCCUCAGCGCCGUCCUGAGAGAGUCAGCGCGGGAAAAAACGAUCUUCCUGCACGGACAGGUGAGCGGCGAUGGAGAGGCCGCGGAAGACGCCGUCGUCAUCCUGGAGAGGGCGCCCUUCCAGGCCGACUCCGUGUCGGACUUUCUCGGCAAGAACCCGGCGAUGGCGCUGCAGCUGAAGAACGACAUCUACGGGGUGUACCACCUGAGUCCUCCCGCCGGGCUGAACGAAAUUAAAACAACGGUCAUCAGACCGGCCACGGAGAAGCACAUCAAGAAAUACCUCCGCCAGGAAAUCUACCUGAUCCAGGAAUCGGGGGAGGAUUACAGGAACAUCACGUCGCCAUUCAUCGAGUCUCAGAGUUUCAGCAUCCAGNNNCUUUAUAACAUCCUGGAGAAGAAGGCCGAGGCGGACCGCAUUGUGUACGAGAACCCGGAUCCGGAUAACGGCUUCGUCCUUCUCCCCGAUUUCAAGUGGAACCAGAAGCAGGUUGAAGAUUUGUAUCUUAUCGCCAUUUGUCACAAGAGAGGAAUUAAGUCUUUGCGGGAUCUUACCGCGGACCACCUGCCAUUGCUCAGGAAUAUCAUGCAGGAAGGGAAGGAAGCCAUUCUGAAGCGUUACAGCCUCCAGGGAAACCAGCUAAGGAUAUAUCUGCACUACCAGCCGUCGUACUACCACCUGCACGUACAUUUCACCGCGUUGGGCCACGACGCUCCCGGGACCACUGUUGAACGCGCCCACUUACUUCAUGACGUCAUCCAGAAUCUAGAGAUGGACUCUCGGUACUAUGAGACCCGAACGCUGACCUACGCACUGCGGGAGGAUGAAGCACUGCUGAAGAGUUUUAAAGAUGCAGGAAAAUUCUAAGUGAAUGUUUUUUUGUUGUUUUUUUUUAAACCAAUAAGUUGUUUUUUAGG
This is a messenger RNA of Nanorana parkeri, 1082 nucleotides long. RefSeq names its product decapping enzyme, scavenger (gene DCPS). Gene Ontology annotation, biological process: deadenylation-dependent decapping of nuclear-transcribed mRNA. Lineage: Eukaryota; Metazoa; Chordata; Amphibia; Anura; Dicroglossidae. Bases 43 to 1032 code for a protein of 329 amino acids. Gene Ontology annotation, molecular function: RNA 7-methylguanosine cap binding; hydrolase activity. The transcript has 6 exons. The record is from RefSeq and is a predicted model, not a curated record. Gene Ontology annotation, cellular component: nucleus; P-body.